CUCUCAGACUUUUCUCAGUCCGGUGUCCCGACAGGACUCAUCGGGCAUGGCCGGCAGUCUGCCCCAGCAGGGCUCUCCGAACCCCGGCUACAGCGCCGUCACGGUGCCGGUCAUCACGCAGACGGAUUCCAGGGACAAGUGGAGCAAGAAGAUGGAUUUUCUCCUCUCGGUCAUUGGCUUCGCAGUGGAUCUUGGAAACGUUUGGAGAUUUCCGUAUAUUUGUUAUCAAAACGGAGGAGGGGCUUUCCUGAUACCCUAUGUCCUGAUGGCCAUCUUUGGAGGCGUGCCCCUUUUCUACAUGGAGCUGGCUCUGGGUCAAUUUCACAGAACUGGAGCGAUUUCCAUCUGGAAACACAUCUGUCCCAUUUUCAAAGGUAUAGGAUAUGCCAUAUGCAUCAUCGCUCUGUAUGUGUCCUUUUACUACAACACCAUCAUCGCCUGGGCCCUCUUCUACUUCUACUCCUCCUUCUCCAGCAUCUUGCCGUGGACCAACUGUGACAACUUGUGGAACACCCCUGACUGCACCAACUACUUUGGCACGGAUAACGUGACUUGGACGAACUCCUCCAGGUCUCCGGCAGAGGAAUUUUACACGAGAAACGUUCUAGAGAUCCACAAGUCCUCGGGGCUGAGGAACGUCGGUGGGGUUCGCUGGCAGCUGAUGCUCUGCCUCUUUCUCAUUUUUACCAUUGUUUACUUCAGCCUCUGGAAGGGAGUGAAGACAUCUGGGAAGGUUGUUUGGGUGACGGCCACUUUACCCUACAUCGUGCUGUUCAUCCUGCUGAUCCGAGGUGCCACCCUGCCAGGAGCCUGGAGAGGUGUGGUGUUUUAUCUGAAACCUCAGUGGGACAAGCUGUUGGAGACCAGUGUUUGGGUCGAUGCUGCAGCUCAGAUUUUCUUCUCGCUGGGUCCAGGCUUUGGGGUCCUCCUGGCUCUUUCCAGCUACAACCCUUUCACUAAUAACUGCUAUCGCGAUGCCAUCGUGACCAGCCUGGUGAACUGUCUCACCAGCUUUGUGUCUGGGUUUGUGAUCUUUACGGUUCUGGGCUACAUGGCAGAGAUGAGGAAGGUCGAGGUGGAGGAUGUUGCCAGAGAUAAAGGUCCAAGUUUGCUCUUCAUCACGUACCCUGAGGCGAUCGCUAACAUGAUGGGGUCUACGUUCUUUGCCAUCAUUUUUUUUGUGAUGAUGAUCACUCUGGGCCUGGACAGCACGUUUGGAGGACUGGAGGCGAUAAUCACCGCCGUGUUGGAUGAAUACCCUGAUCAUUUCUCUCACAGACGUGAACUCGUUGUUCUGUGCUUGGUGAUCGUCUGUUUUUUGGGCUCUCUGAGCACCCUUACAAAUGGUGGGGCCUACGUGGUGAAGCUGCUGGAGGAGUUUGGAGUCGGAUGCUCCAUCAUUGCAGUGGGUUUCCUCGAGGCCAUCGCCGUUUCCUGGUUCUACGGAAUCAAAAGAUUCAGCAGCGACGUUCAGGCGAUGCUGGGCAAAGCCCCGGGAUUGUUCUGGAGAGUUUGCUGGGUGGCCAUCAGUCCUGCAUUCCUAGCAUACAUCAUCGUGAGCUCCCUGCUGAAAGCCCCGCCCCUUACGCUGUUUGAUUAUAAGUACCCUGACUGGAGCAUCAUGGUCGGAUACGCCAUCGGCUUCUCCUCCUUCAUGUGGAUCCCCAUCUACAUGGUCUACAAGCUAGUGUGGACCCCCGGGUCCCUCAAGCAGAGGUUGGCGGUGUGCCUGAGACCGGAGAGGACCAUCCCUGACGUUCACGCCGACGGCCUCAACAUGACUGCCGCAGCUCAGAGAGACACAAACACCUCUGUCUGCAUAUAGAUUUCUUUUUUAACCAGUUUGAUCAAACCUGAUUUGGUGACUGUUCUGUCUGAUGAUAUAAACAAACACUUUGCUGCUACAGCUCUAAGUCUAAAAGAAACAGGGAGAGCAAUAGACACAUCUUCUGACUGUGUGUGUGUGUGUGUGUGUGUGUGUGUGUGUGUGUGUGUGUGUGUGUGUGUGUGUGUGUGUGUGUGUGUGUGUGUGUGUGUGUGUGUGUGUGUGUGUGUGUGUGUGUGUGUGUGUGUGUGUGUGUGUCAUCUGGACCUGCAUCGGUUUAAAUGUGGUUCUUGUGCUUGUAGGAGUCCGUGCAAAGUGGUCUGUACUUUUAAGCAUGUGCGUUUUUAAAAGAAGCAUUCAGUUUAGAUUCAGAGGAGCCAAAUUGAACUCUUUUGACUUUGGUGUUAUAUUUAAUCUUUAAAUCAGAAAUAUACUUCUUUAAUCAGAUUUCAUGGCAUCUGUAGGUUUAGGCUUUGGACGGAAGAGUUUUUCUUCCUCUGAACUAAAACUACAUAGCAUCUUGUCUCACAUGCUGCAUGCAAACAAGUACUUUCUGAUUUUUAACCAGUUAGUUGCAAAUAAAUUCAAAAUGCACGUGUUGUUUUCCAUUUACACUCCAGUCAGACUGCCUUAAACACGCGAUUAAACAUAACAAUGGUAACGACAUGUGUGCCUCUCCAGGAAAACAUUUUCACUCUAACUAAAGACUGUUCAGAUGUUUUUUGCAGAUGUAAUUGUUCGCUUAUUUUCAAUGCUUACUCAGAAAAACUUAUGAUGGUUGUUGUCCUGGUUUAUGUAAAGAAGUGUAUAAAUAGUUUGAAUCAUGUUUUCUUUGUGUAGUUUUAUUUUUUAUUUCUGGGCUCAAACAUGAACAUUAAAGGUGUGGAACACUGAAAAACAUUUUUUAAAUCUUAUUUCUGACUAUAAUCAGUCAGUCCAAUUUUUUCAUGCAGGCUGAACAUUAAAAAGUCUCCUACGCCUAUCUGCUGCAUUAGCUUCUGACAGAAAAUAGAUGGUGAAACUCUAGGAUUUGAAAAGCCUGACAAAUCAAUGUCACACUGUCACUUAACAUUCAUAGACUUACCCAUCUUGUUGGUUUAGAAUCCAGGAAACAGCAGAUAACGUCUCAGCUAGUAGAAGCUAACCAUUAGCAUUAGAGUUGCAUCUACCACUAAGG
Molecule: messenger RNA, 3002 nt
Organism: Nothobranchius furzeri (turquoise killifish)
Lineage: Eukaryota; Metazoa; Chordata; Actinopteri; Cyprinodontiformes; Nothobranchiidae
Gene: slc6a4b
Product: solute carrier family 6 member 4b
Biological process (GO): serotonin uptake; sodium ion transmembrane transport
Cellular component (GO): neuron projection; plasma membrane
Molecular function (GO): serotonin:sodium:chloride symporter activity; serotonin binding
Source: RefSeq, a predicted model, not a curated record